Molecule: messenger RNA, 486 nt
Organism: Trypanosoma conorhini
Lineage: Eukaryota; Euglenozoa; Kinetoplastea; Trypanosomatida; Trypanosomatidae
Product: MIP18 family protein
Exons: 1
Coding region: 1-486 (161 amino acids)
Biological process (GO): iron-sulfur cluster assembly
Source: RefSeq, a predicted model, not a curated record
AUGACGGAGCUCGUGAACCCGAACCCCACCGUCUUUCGCGGCUCCCUUCACCAUCCCCCGCGGCGCUCUGCGGAGGAGUUGCUGCAGGAGCGGGACGACGCCCUUCGCGACCCCAUCGACUCCCUGGAGGUAUUCCAUCACAUUCGCAACAUACGUGACCCUGAGCAUCCCAACACCCUCGAGGAGCUGAAGGUCGUGGAGCCGGAACUUAUUGACGUGGACGAGGCGAGGCAGACGGUGCGGGUGCAGUUCACCCCCACCGUCCCGCACUGCAGCAUGACGACGCUGAUUGGCUUGUGCAUCCGUCUUAAGCUGCAGCGUUCACUGCCGCGUGGGACGAAGCUGGACGUGUGCGUCGCCCCCGGCUCGCACGAGCAGGAGGAGCAGGUGAACAAGCAACUGAAGGACAAGGAACGGGUGGCGGCGGCGCUGGAAAACAAGAAUCUUCUGAGCGUUGUGGAAUCGUGCCUGAACGAGUUUGAGUGA